AUGUUCAUCCCUUCAAAGUCACUUCCUCAUUUUCUCCCAAAGGCCUCCCACCCUUCUAUCAGAUUGAUAAGUUCCUCGCCUGUGAAGAACAGUCUCAAUACUUUGGCUGAUGUUCCUGUUUCGAAGUUCAAUUCUUCUGAUCCGAUACCAAUUGCUACUGAUGCGAUCGAAAAAUCGAGAAGAACAAGGGAUUUUUCAAGAAAACUAAAUGAUGGCCCAUCAUUUGAUGAUUUUUUAAAGGGAACUGCUUCUUCCUUUUAUUUGGAUCCUAUAGAGAAAGCAAGGGCUUUGAAUUUAUCUGAAAAUGUCAAUAAGUUAAAUAAGCUUCCUAAAUGGUUAAAGGUGCCCAUUCCAAAAGGCAAAAACUUUACCAAAGUUAAGAACGAUAUUAAAGAAUUAAAACUAUCAACUGUUUGUGUUGAGGCCAAAUGUCCCAACAUAGGUGAAUGUUGGGGUGGUGGCUCUUCCAAAACGAGCACUGCAACAAUAAUGCUUAUGGGGGAUACAUGUACCAGAGGUUGUAGAUUUUGUUCCGUUAAGACUAAUAGAGCUCCAAGUUCUUUGGAUCAAAACGAACCUGAUAACGUUAGUGAGGCAAUCUCCAGAUGGGGACUUGGUUAUGUUGUUUUAACUACUGUUGAUAGAGAUGAUUUGCCCGAUGGAGGUGCUUCCCACUUGAUUAAAACUAUUCAAUUAACUAAACAGAGAUCACUAAUAAAAAACAAUAAAGAAAUUCUUAUUGAAUGUCUUAGUGGAGACUUUCAAGGAGAUUUGCUUCAAGUCCAAAAAAUGGCGCUAUCAGGUUUGGAUGUGUACUCCCACAACUUAGAAACUGUUGAAGAACUCACUCCCUUUGUCAGAGACAGAAGAGCAACAUAUAGGCAAUCCUUAUCGGUACUAAAUCAUGCUAAAUCAUCAAAUCCAAACAUUAUAACAAAAACAUCUUUAAUGUUGGGUUUGGGUGAGUCUGAUGCUCAAAUUAGGCAAACUUUAUCCGAUUUGAAGGACAUCAAAUGUGAUAUUGUUACUUUUGGUCAAUAUAUGAGACCAACAAAAAGACACAUGAAAGUUGUUGAUUAUAUAAAACCUGAAAAAUUUGAAUACUGGAAAACAGUUGCUGAAGAUGAAUAUGGCUUUCUAUUAUGUUCUUCUGGUCCCUUAGUUAGAAGUAGUUAUAGAGCUGGUGAAUUUUUUAUUGAAAAUGUAUUAAGAAAAAGAAAAUUGGAAUCUAAUUCAAGAUUUAAUUCCCAUAAUUUAUCUAAUAAACUAUAA
Molecule: messenger RNA, 1272 nt
Organism: Ascoidea rubescens DSM 1968
Lineage: Eukaryota; Fungi; Ascomycota; Saccharomycetes; Ascoideales; Ascoideaceae
Gene: LIP5
Product: lipoate synthase
Exons: 1
Coding region: 1-1272 (423 amino acids)
Biological process (GO): lipoate biosynthetic process
Cellular component (GO): mitochondrion
Molecular function (GO): lipoate synthase activity; 4 iron, 4 sulfur cluster binding
Source: RefSeq, a predicted model, not a curated record